UGCAAAUGAGUUACUCAGAACAAAGAGAUGAAGCUCAAGAGCAUACUAAGAUAAGUACAUUUCCGAAAGAAAACUGGAGACAGGCAUGAGCCAUGACAUCAAGGGCCCCCGGAUUGUCCACCAAUGGCCGAUCGUCUUUCUCUAAGCAGUCCCCGUCGGCGACCGACAUUUCCCAAAACAGGCGGCAUUCAAUCGCCGCCCCCAACUUUGUCUCCUCGUCGGAGUUCAGGCCGAGCCGUAAAUGGGGGUGGGUUUAACCGGGUUAGUUGAAUGCGAGGAGACAUUUCGAGGCCACCGCUCCGAACACUUCAUCUCCUACCGUCUUUUCUCUCUUGACUCUCCUUCACUUCUCCUCAUUUCUCUUCCCUCUCGCGGGUCGCAUUCGACAAUUGUAACAAGACCAAUUGCUACGACCCAAACGUCUCUUUGAUUAGCAAGAUGAGCAAGGUAUUUGACGCGGCGGAAGGUUUGUAUACCCCGGAAUUCCCCAUGCAGCGUACAAUUGUCAUCCCAAGAUAGAGUCACAGUCUUGAAACUAACUGAAGACCCUCAGUCGCAAAACACAACACUCCAGAGAGCUGCUGGGUAAUACUCUAC
This is a messenger RNA of Aspergillus vadensis CBS 113365, 597 nucleotides long. RefSeq lists its product as uncharacterized. The record is from RefSeq and is a predicted model, not a curated record. The coding region runs from base 93 to 257 and encodes 54 amino acids. Lineage: Eukaryota; Fungi; Ascomycota; Eurotiomycetes; Eurotiales; Aspergillaceae. The transcript has a single exon.